AUGCUGUUAGAGUUCACACCUUCCUUCACCUUGAAAGCUUUAACCCAUACGUGUUCCCCACAUUCACUUUUCUCCUCACAGCCUUCCCACCACUGCUCCAUCAUGUGGCAUCCAAUCUCAUGGAUACCACGUGCCCAGUGGUCACCCAAGCACUGCAAGCUGGUCAUUGUCUACGUGCUGGUGCUCUUGGUAUCGCUCAGCUUUGCUUCAAGACAGAGCAGACCGUUUAAACAUCAGAUAGACAACAGAAGUCCUGAGAUUGAUCCUUUUUGGUACGUGGGCCGUGGUGUUCGCCCCAUCGGUCGGUUUGGGAAGAGGCAGCUGAGAAGCAGCCGUGGCAGCCUCAGGCCUGUGAGCAGGCACCUGGAUUUCAUCUUGAACGCUUUGUGGGAGCAAAAAGUGUCGGAUGCAGAAGACGAUGACUGGUGAUCCCUGUUCCCCGAGGUGAUGACCCAACCUCUAGUUCUUUGAAUUGUGCCCUCCCCUGCACCUCAGACCUCCAGUUCUGCUGUUGCUUAGCAGUCCCACGCUGCUCUUCU
This is a messenger RNA of Aquila chrysaetos chrysaetos, 539 nucleotides long. It is a transcript of the gene PRLH, whose product is annotated as prolactin releasing hormone. Gene Ontology annotation, molecular function: hormone activity. The transcript is spliced from 2 exons. The coding region runs from base 1 to 429 and encodes 142 amino acids. The record is from RefSeq and is a predicted model, not a curated record. NCBI's taxonomy places the organism in Eukaryota, Metazoa, Chordata, Aves, Accipitriformes, Accipitridae.